Molecule: messenger RNA, 1239 nt
Organism: Penicillium mononematosum
Lineage: Eukaryota; Fungi; Ascomycota; Eurotiomycetes; Eurotiales; Aspergillaceae
Exons: 1
Coding region: 1-1239 (412 amino acids)
Source: RefSeq, a predicted model, not a curated record
AUGGUGCGGCGGCAUUCACGAUUCCAGACUGGUCACAAACCUCGAGGUUAUCCUGGGUUUAAACUGGACGAAACGCAUGUCACGGGCCCAGUGUCCUUCCUGAAUCCAACCUCCGCACACUACGAACUGAGCCAGCAAGCAGAAGACACUCAUGCUCCCCCACAAAUCGAGCGUCUCUGGCGAUCCCGCGACAACAGAAAAGGCCGGCAUGCUAUUCGCAUCGACACAGAAGCCUUGCCCCAUGUACCGGGACUCACAACACCACCACUGACGCAGUCAGUCUCAGCGGUAGCCAAGAUCAUUCUCCGGAUGGUGACUUACGUCCCUUACUGGGACAUAUCAUAUCUGGUCGCCAUGAGCUUCACUAUUGGGUCUGCAGUAUUCAUCGUCAAUGGGUUCUUCGUCUGGCUACCGUUGGUGGACCGAAAGACCGAAUUUCAUGGUGAAAUAACGAUUGCCGGUGGCUGGACGGGUUUCGUCGGUGCGACUAUUUUUGAACUCGGUGGUGUAUUGCUGCUUCUUGAAGCUUUUAAUACCAAUCAUACUGGAUGUUUUGGCUGGGCGCUUGAGAGUGUCCUCGAGAAGACUAUCGAGGAUGGGAUUCCUCAACAUGCGAUGAAAGAGAUCAAGCCGAAGAUGUCAGAGUGUGAGCAUCACCAUGCGAAUCGGAAAUCGUUUCUCCGGGAAAAGCACCAUCAUGCCAGUAACAAUGUCCACUCUCACCUAGAUGACACUGGUUACGUUACUUCAUCGACAGAUGGCAGGUCCUUCCGAUGGAUUCCAUCGAUGUCAGAAUUGCGAACGCAUUAUUUUCAUGAAAUUGGCUUUAUAGCUUCUUUUAUCUUAUUUGUUAGCGCAACGGUCUUCUGGAUUGGUGCAAUAGUUGGCAUCCCUGUCAUCUUCACGCACAUAGGUCAGGGACUCAUUGAUGGCCUCUACUGGGGUACUACUACACUUGGUGGGACAGGAUUCACUGUGAGUUCAUUACUGUACAUGCUUGAGACGCAGUCAAAGUGGUAUGUUCCUGCUUGGCAUGUUCUGGGCUGGCAUAUUGGACUCUGGAAUCUAAUUGGCAGUGUUGGGUUUACUCUUUGUGCUGCGCUGGGCCCGGCGAGUAGCAACUCUGGCGCGGAUUAUCAGUCGUCUCUCGCUACAUUUUGGGGCUCACUAGCUUUCAUGAUAGGAUCCAUGAUCCAGUGGUAUGAGAGUUUGCAGAAGCAUCCUGUUGAGAAAAAGUGA